Molecule: messenger RNA, 4234 nt
Organism: Labrus mixtus (cuckoo wrasse)
Lineage: Eukaryota; Metazoa; Chordata; Actinopteri; Labriformes; Labridae
Gene: cpt1ab
Product: carnitine palmitoyltransferase 1Ab (liver)
Exons: 19
Coding region: 171-2489 (772 amino acids)
Biological process (GO): carnitine metabolic process; fatty acid metabolic process
Cellular component (GO): mitochondrion
Molecular function (GO): carnitine O-palmitoyltransferase activity
Source: RefSeq, a predicted model, not a curated record
GCCUUUUGAGGACCGCUGAAAGGGGCUGUCCUUGUGUACAAGUCUAUGCUCCCAUUCAUGCAGUGUACAGCAGUCCCCGCCGACACACAAGCCGUGUCUCAUCCUCGUCAAAACAGAAAGCUCGGCUCUCUCAGACUGACAGAAGGUGACCCUGCACAGAAGUAGCCACCAUGGCAGAAGCUCACCAGGCGGUGGCCUUUCAGUUCACCGUCACUCCAGAUGGCAUCGACCUCCAGCUGUGCCACGAGGCGCUGCGUCAGAUCUACCUCUCUGGCCUUCACUCCUGGAAGAAAAGGUUCAUCCGCUUCAAGAAUGGGGUAAUGACUGGCGUGUACCCUGGCAGUCCUGGUGGGUUCAUGGUGGUGGUGGUCUCCUACAUGUCCUACAAUAAAUACCAACAGCUGGAUCCCUCUCUGGGGUUGAUUGCCAAGCUCGGCCAACACAUGCCUAUCAGCCGAUAUAUAUCCACAGACAAUCAGAAAAUAGUGGGAGGAGUCUUGGUGGGCACAGGCCUGUGGGUCACCAUAAUCAUGAUCAUGAGGAAUGUCCUGAAGAGCCUGCUGUCAUGGCAUGGCUGGAUGCGGGCACGGCAUGGCUCUGUGUCCUGGUCCACUCGGAUUUGGAUGUUAUUAGUCAAGGUCUUUUCUGGCAGGAAGCCAAUGCUCUACAGUUUCCAGAACUCCCUGCCACGCCUACCUGUUCCCUCAAUCAAAGACACCUGCAGAAGGUACCUGGAGUCAGUGCGCCCACUGAUGGAAGAUGAGAAGUAUGAGCGGAUGAAGGGCUUGGCUGAAGACUUUGAGAAGAAUCUGGGACCCAGACUGCAGUGGUACCUCAAACUCAAGUCCUGGUGGGCCUCCAACUAUGUCAGUGACUGGUGGGAGGAGUAUAUUUACCUUAGAGGUCGUGGGCCCAUCAUGGUCAACAGCAACUACUAUGCCAUGGACUUCCUGUACGUGUUCCCCACCUCCAUCCAGGCCGCAAGGGCAGGUAAUGCCAUCCAUGCUAUCAUGCUCUACAGGAGAAAACUGGACAGAGCCCAGAUCAAACCAAUUUACUUGUUGGCAAACAAGGUUCCACUGUGCUCGGCUCAAUGGGAGCGGAUGUUUAACACCACCCGCGUCCCUGGUUUGGAGACAGACACACUGCAGCACAUGAACGAGAGCAAACACAUCGCUGUGUACCAUAAGGGGCGAUACUUCAAGGUGUGGAUGUUUUAUGACGGGCGGCUGCUGUUGCCCCGAGAGAUAGAGCAGCAGAUGGAGAGGAUCUUGGCCGACCAAUCGGAGCCCUCGCCAGGAGAGGAGAAACUAGCCGCUCUGACUGCAGGGGAAAGGACCCCAUGGGCAAACGCUCGUGAGACAUACUUUGUCCGCGGCAAGAACAAGCAGUCUCUGGACAUCAUCGAGAAGGCAGCUUUCUGUGUGACCCUAGAUGACACCGAGCAGCGCUUUGAGGAGGCCAACCCAGUCAAGUCUCUGGACAGUUACGCCAAGUCUCUGCUCCACGGAAAGUGCCACGACAGGUGGUUCGAUAAAUCUUUUAACCUGAUAGUAUUUAAGAAUGGUACCAUGGGAUUGAACGCUGAGCACUCCUGGGCUGAUGCUCCCAUCAUUGGCCAUCUGUGGGAGCAUGUACUGUCCAUGGACCCUGUUAGGCUGGGAUACGGUGAGGAAGGUCACUGCUGUGGGGAGCCCCACCCCAACCUGCCAGGUCCUCAGAGGCUGCAGUGGGAUAUUCCUGCUGAGUGCCAGGAUGCCAUCGAGAGCUCUCUGACAGUCGCCAGGACUCUGGCUGAUGAUGUGGACUCUCACAUUUUCCCCUUCAAUGACUUUGGGAAGGGUCUGAUUAAAAAGUGCCGCACCAGUCCCGAUGCCUUCAUCCAGAUCGCCCUCCAGCUGGCCCAUUACAGGGACAAAGGGAAGUUCUGCCUGACAUACGAAGCCUCCAUGACACGCUUGUUCCGCGAGGGCCGAACAGAAACGGUGCGCUCCUGCACCAUGGAGACUUGUGCCUUUGUUCGCGCCAUGAUCAGAGAGGGGACAAGAGAAGAGUGUCUGAAGUUGCUCAAACAGGCAGCUGAUAAGCACCAGAACAUGUACCGUCUGGCAAUGACAGGAGAGGGUAUCGAUCGCCACCUUUUCUGCCUCUAUGUGGUGUCCAAAUACCUGGGAGAAGACUCGGCUUUCCUCAAGGAGGUCCUGUCUGAUCCGUGGAGGCUGUCCACCAGUCAGACCCCUCUGCAGCAGCUUGAGCUUUUUGAUCUGGUCAAACAUCCUGAGUAUGUGUCCUCUGGAGGUGGAUUUGGUCCUGUUGCUGAUGAUGGUUACGGUGUCUCCUACAUCAUUGUUGGAGAGAACCUCAUCAACUUCCACAUCUCCAGCAAACAUUCAAGCCCAGAAACCGACUCCCAUCGUUUUGGCGGCAACAUCAGACAGGCCAUGCUGGACAUGCUGGACCUCUUCCAGCUCGACAAGAAAACCAACUAAGUGUCUAAUAAACACUACAAGUUGUUUUCAGAAAAACAUGUAUUCUUCCUGAAGUUUGUACAGAAUCAAAUGUUGGAUUUGGAAUUAUUUUCUAAGUUAAUUGACGUUCCUGACGGGGGAAUUGAGAGGUUCACAGGAACCGUUUCUGUCCAUAUGUGUGAGAGGAGUUUGUAUGUAUUGGAUGCAUCGGCAAAGGUGAGAUUCAGGUGGUGUUUCGGUACAGGUAGUGCACAGAUCAAAGUUUUUAUUUCCAAGACUGUACGCACCAGUGCCUUAGUGACCACUAAUGUAAAAAGGGCAGAAAGGGAGAAAUAAAAGUAGAGCUGCUGUAGUCUGAGAUCAAGUCUGUGUUACCACAGAGAAUGACAUUUCAGCUGAAGGAUUGUAAAGUAGCGUCAUCUUACAUUUGAAUCACAUUUUUAGUUGAGAGAUGGUGCAAUAUUUGUACUUAUUAUUGAACACUUAGUUUUGUCCCAAUGUUGAAAAUCAUUUGAAUAUUUAGUUUGAAUUUUUCUCUGGUAUUCUCAAUGGCAGCACCUGAGUCAUGUGUAACUGGCCAAAAGGAGCAGAUGUAAUGUUAAGUUUCAUAAACAUGGGUUAGUUGAAGUGGUCUGAGAUGUACAUCUGAACAGUAUCCAGUAAUCCUUUACCUACAGUUGUCAGCAGAAGUAAACAGUGUACCUUUAAUAAACAUAAACUUUGUCUGUCUGGAUUCCAGCACAGAUGACAGUGAGCUGUUGUUACCAUCUAAUCAAUAGACAUUCAUUUAUUCUUUUUACUAAAGUUUGCAGCCAUGUUCGGUUUUUUUUUUAGCUGCAAUGAUUUCAUGAGGUGGUGACAGGUGGUGCAGAUUAUGUUUGUGUGUGUGUGUGUGUAUGUUUGUUGUUUUCAUACUCAGGUUUCACUCACUCACUAGUAUUCUGGGAGUUCUGGCUUCAGCAUUUCAAGGUUUUAUGCUUAUGAUGUAGUAAAAUAUGACCACAACCAACAAGGUAGCAGGAUGUAUAACAAUAAGUUCGCUGCGGAAGUGAGGGAUCGGUAAGGUAUGGUGUGUGUCUGGGGGGGAAUCUCACUUGUACAGAGUGUUUGACUGAAUGUGCAAGACCGACGGUGAUUUUUUUUGUUCCGCUUCUUGUGAUAGAAAAAGGAGAGUUGACUGUAUUUUAACUCUGUCUUACACUCCAUAGCUGGCUCUUCAGUUCAAGCUAAUCAAUACCUAACAAUCUUGGUAAUUGUAAAUCUGUCAGUAUAAUGGUGUUGCAGCUGUAAAGAUGAGAAGCAUAAUUGCCUGAUAGCUUGUAAUGUCUCUCCAGUACAGUAGGAUAUCAUUGUUUCUCUUGGGGGUUAUGCUUAGGACGUGCAGAUAUAGAGGGGCUUUCAUGUAUAGGACUGCAUUUCUGUUAUGUAUAUGGGGUCAGGUCAUCAUAUUAUUUAUUUUUCUCUGCCUUGUUUUAACAGCAACACAGAAUACUAAGCACUAAGUUAAAGUUUUUGCUGAUUGAAUUAGAGAAACAGGCAAAGUGCUUUCUCUUAUUUUCAACAUGACAGUUCUAUUUAUCACAGACCUUGCCAGUAUGUUGUAGUUGUAUGACUUUUUAUCUCAGUAGACCUCAUGUUUACGAUGCUGCAUGGUUUUCGAUGAUUAAGCUGUAUAUGUUUGCCUUUAAUUUAAAGUUGUGUAAAAAGACAAACAGCUGAUAUACCAAAACAUGUUUUAACAAUAAAGUGAAUGUCUGACAGCUGUA